Molecule: messenger RNA, 3431 nt
Organism: Helianthus annuus (common sunflower)
Lineage: Eukaryota; Viridiplantae; Streptophyta; Magnoliopsida; Asterales; Asteraceae
Product: putative pentatricopeptide repeat-containing protein At1g12700, mitochondrial
Exons: 4
Coding region: 84-1859 (591 amino acids)
Molecular function (GO): protein binding
Source: RefSeq, a predicted model, not a curated record
AAAUACAACAACAAGGACAGACAUGCUUUCCAACAUUUCAUAACUUGAAGCAUCAACUCCUUUUUCCUCACGAAUCGACGAUCAUGAAUCUCACAAAUUCUCUUCUUAUCAAACUCAGAGGUAAUUCAAUCACCACAUCCUUCCUUCUUCACUCUAAUUUCUCCACAAAUCGAUCCAUGCUUCAUAAAAUCACCAACUUGAAUCAUGCACUCAACCUGUUCGAUGAAAUGUCACAGAGACGUCCUUUGCCAUCUGUUGUCAAAUUCACUCAGUUGUUGCAUCUUGUUACCAAAAUGAAACAUUUCUCUUCUUCCCUUCAUCUUUUCAACCAAAUGUGUUCUCUUGGUGUCCCUGUUAAUGAAUAUUCUAUGAGCAUUGCAAUCAAGUGUUGCUGUCAGCUGCAUCGCACCAAAGACGGCUUUGCACUCCUCGGAAGCUGCUUUAGGCGAGCUAUUCCACCCAAUGUGUACAUAUUUAGUGCACUCAUUGACGGACUCGUCCUAGAAGAUAGGAUUCUUGAUGCAGAGAUGUUAUUCAAGAAGCUCAUCAAACAAAAACUUUGUGAACCUAAUGUUGUUAUGUACAACACAAUGAUUAAAGGCCUUUGCAAGUUCAGUAAUAACGUUACAGCACUUGCUUUGCUCAGGCUAAUGGAACAAACAAACUGCAAGCCUGAUAUUUUUACAUAUAGCACCAUCAUUGAUAGUCUUUGCAAGGAUAAACUGAUUGAUGAUGCUUUCAAGCUCUUUAAAGAGAUCGUAUGUAACAAAAGCAUUCUACCAGAUGUCAUCACCUACACCUCUUUAAUAUGUGGUCUUUGUAAGUUUGGUCAUUGGGAUGAGGCCUCAAAGAUGCUAAAACAAAUGGAGGAUGAGAACAUUUCUCCAAAUGUACAUACCUUUAACGUAUUAGUUGAUGCAUUUUGCAAGGAAGGUAAAGUAGAAGAAGCUGAGGCUAUUAUCAACAUCAUGAUUGACAGAGGUAAGGUUCCAAACAUAGUGACAUACAACUCACUUAUUGAUGGUUACUGUCUGCGAGGUGAAAUGAUUAAAGCAAGGGAGAUUUUUUAUUCCAUUACACUUAGAGGCCUCGUUCCUGGUGUUGUUACUUACAACAGUUUAUUGAAUGGGUAUUGCAAGAAUCUGAAUAUUGAGAAGGCUGUGCAAAUGUUUCAUGAAAUGACUGGAAAAGGUUUAAAACCCAAUGUAGUCACUUACAACACCAUGAUACAAGGAUUCUUUCGGGUUGGGCGUUUUGUAGAUGCACGCAAACUCUUUGAUGAGAUGCAUGCACAAGGCCAAAACCCAGACCAAUACACUUAUCGAAUAGUUUUAGAGGGCCUUUGCAACAAUCAUCAAGUAGAAGAGGCUCUCUCUUUGUUUCAUUUGAUGGGUGAUAGCAAGCUUAAUUCUGAUAUUGUUGUGUACAAUAUCCUCAUCAAUGGUGUAGGAAAAUGUGGGAAAGUGGAUAUUGCGAGGGUUCUUUUCCAAGGUCUAAUUGAUAAAGGCUUGCAACCUGAUGUUCGUACAUAUAACGUGAUGAUCAGUGGUUUUUGUCGGGAAGGUCAAUUGGGGGAAGCAAAGUUGUUGUUUCUUAAAAUGGAAGAGAGUGGCUGCCCACCAGAUGAUGUUACUUACCGUGUUUUACUCCAAGGAUAUCUAAAGAACAGGCACUAUGAUGAUGUGGAGAUGCUUUUACAGGAAAUGGAUGAUAGAGGUUACUCACUUGAUGCUUCGACUUUAUCGUUAUUUAUAGAUCAUAUCGCAGCUGGUUUACUUGAUAGAAGUAUGCUUAAGUUGUUAGGUAAGCUUGUGCCAAAAGAACUACUGAACGAUCCUAGGUUGUGCGACUGGGAGUGAAACUGAGAUAGUAAUUGUGGGAUGAAAAAUGAAGAUUAUAACUUGCAAAAUGUGGAAAGCAGGACAUCUCCUUCAAAUUCCAUUCCAUUUAGUCUGCUUGUGUUUGGUCCUUAGACAUGUAGUCUUCAUGUGUUUGGUCAUUAGACAUUUGUGUUUGUUGUAGUUUAAUGAUAUUUAACGGUACAAAUUCGAGUUUGGAAACAAGUCGGAUCUGAUAUUUAACGGUACAAAUUCGAGUCAUUUUAAGUUUCGACCUUGCCGCAACGUACGACCGGUCAAAAUUAUACACGUAUUAAUAAUUGAAGUCUUUGAACAGUAACAAAGGGCAUGUUAGGGAUUUCAUAUCAAACAUAGUUUCCACCGCUUCUCAUCCCUUUUCUUUUGCUGUAUGAAGUAUGAACACAGAAUAGGAAUAGGGUUUAGACAGUGGAGUAAGAGAGAGAGAGAGAGAGAGACAGAUUAGAGGUGGAGAGGGAUCGGAGCCGUCGUCUCCAGCUAGCCACCCUCUUGGCUGUGAUGAUGGUCGGCUGGUUUUGACGCGGCAAACGGUAGAGAGAGCAGCGGUGGACAGAGAGAGAGAGGAGCGGCGGUGAUGGAAAAACCGGCCACGUCUCCGACCGGACACCUAUGGUGGUGGUUGAUGGUGACCGUGACGGCUGUGGUUUCUAGGAUUCCCAAGCCUAAAAGACCAGUGUGAGUCACAGAACCCGGAAUAUGGCCAGCCAGAGGCGUGGAGGGAGGAGAUGGAGGAGUUGCCGGCGGGAGAUUGGGAAUUACGAAAAUGCCUUUGGUGACCGUCCGUUGCGUUCUUUAUAAGUAACCAUAUGGUCGACUUGAUUCGCCACAAGGUAAAGUUUUGAAGUUGUUAUGGCACGAGUUAGCGGGCUUGUCACGAGCACAGUUAUGCCUACCACGUUGUGAUUAUCAACAUCGAUUAAGAAAUUUGUAGGGCUUACAAGUGGUACUUUCAGUUCAGAGAAGAAUACCAGGUUCCAUUUGAUGGAGGAAUAUGACAAGAAACAGAUGUAUUCAAAGCUUUAGCUCUUGGUGCGAAGUGGUUAUGGUUGGGCGAGCGGUUGUGUGUGGCUUAACAACAAAGGGUGAGUAUGGAGUAAAAACAGUGAUGGAGAUGUCGAAGGAUGAACUAGAGUUCACAAUGGCUCUUUCCGGUUGCUCCGCUCUCAACGAUGUUACCACGAACCAUAUCAAAACUUAGGUGCUGAAACGAAGGAGCCAAUAACUGUGGAAGAAAAGCAAGACAACGGCCUAUGGUCAAUGACAGCAACGGAAAGAUUUUCAUUUUUAACAUACAUGUGCGAUUUAUUAACGAAUAAUCUAAGAUACACUUGCGAGUGAAACCAACUAUUGUAGCUGCUUAACAUAUGCCGGAUACAACAGGUUCAUGGCGCGCCCAACCAACUAUUGUAGCUGCUUAACAAAUGCCGGAUGCAGCAGAAGUAUAUGAUACCAAAGUGUAAUUGUUCCUUUGAUAAUAUUGUAUACUAGAUUUUAUACCCGCCGCGCGUUGCGGUGGCGUCAUACGUGAAAUGACAACGUAUAGAUUACAAUCAA